Dinoponera quadriceps is the source of this 1014-nucleotide messenger RNA. It is a transcript of the gene Theg, whose product is annotated as testicular haploid expressed gene protein-like. NCBI's taxonomy places the organism in Eukaryota, Metazoa, Arthropoda, Insecta, Hymenoptera, Formicidae. Bases 1 to 1014 code for a protein of 337 amino acids. The transcript has 7 exons. The record is from RefSeq and is a predicted model, not a curated record.
AUGCUCUCGCGGAGAGUCAGAUACGCCAUGGCUCAUUUAUCGCGCAAGGAGCACACCGCGCUGUUGGCUCGCCCGAACUGGAGGAGGCUCCGCAGAUUCGACAUGAACCUCCUGGCGAAACCCUUUAGUGUUCGGCGCGCGGCUCUGCGGGGCCGCGCCUCCAAGCGCAUCCGGGUUAUGGCGCAACCAAAAUUCGUAACUAAGAAAUACGACCCCGCAGCGCCGCCGCCUCCUUACGUAUUACCCCAGCGUAUUCACCCGAAGACGCUCGCGGCUAAGAGCAGCAGACGUAUCGUCGAGCUGGCGUUGCCCCGAAAAAGGAAUCUGCUGGGAGCGAUGCAAUUGGUUCGUACGAAAAGCAUGAAGGCAACCGUGAGCGAUCUGCUGCUGAAGGUUCGAAAGUCACGAUACCAGCGGUAUCGCGUAUUCUGCAACGCGCGUCAAGCACGAGAAGCCAAGAAAAAGAGAAGACUAAUGGCCAAGCUGCGCAAGGCGCUCACCAAACCGGAAGACUGGCAGAGACACAUGCGGGUGUUGGAGAAACUAGCCGCGCCAAAGGUCGUGAGGCCCAAAAAGAAGCCGAUAAAGAAAAGAAAGUGGCGGCCGUUCGAUUCGGAGCGACUGGAGGCAUUGGCGCAGCCGAUAGUCCGAGUACAGCCGAAAGCCAAGGAGCCUUUAGAAGUGCCGCCGAAGGCGCUCACUUACAAGAUCACCAAGCGCAUGGAACAACUCAGGAUUGCGAGGCAUCGACCGGAGAUCCCGCUGCGCACACCGGGCGCCGUUACACCGGCCGCAACGCGAGCCACCGCUUCCCAGAGAAUAAUCGCUUUGGCGAAGCCGGUGUUGCGUCCGGUGGGCAAGGAGAGGGAUUUCAGGGAGGACGCCUUCACCGUGUCGCCGACAGCGUUAAAGGCGAGAUGCUCCAGGCGUAUCAAGCGACUGGCCAAACCGAAGACUUACCCAAAGCCCACCUUCAAAAUACCGAAGCCACCGCGCGCUGGGCGCAAACGGUGA